AUUCAAUUGUUAUUGUUAAUUCAAUAUAGAUUUAGUAAUUAACUAUGAUUUGCAAUUUGUGUAUGAAUAAUUGUAAUAAAUUUGAAAAUUUAACAACUGAAGCUGUUUACAAAUUAACAAUACAAUAUUUUGAAGCUGAGCUUAUAAAUGAUACCAAUACGUCUUCCAAUGUAAUUUGCGAAUAUUGUUGGUUACAUAUAACGGACUUUAAUAGCUUUCAAGAAAAUGUGAGGAAAUGCCAUGAGGAAAAGUGCAAGACUCAGAUCACUAAAGGAUUUGAGCAGGAGGAAGUGGUUUUUCCCUUUGUUUCUGUAUUUAAUAGUUAUGAAGUAAAUGUUAAAAGUGAUCCAGAUGAAAUUCCGUACGAUAAUGACCAAAAUAUUCCAACUGAACAACAACAAAUGAAAGUGGAAAACUAUGAAAAUUCUAACCACGAUAAUGUAUUAGAAAAUCAAAUAAAUAUUUUGGACACUGAAAAAUCGGUCAUUGAAAAUAAAAUAAAAAAAUCAAGUAGAGUACAAAAUUUAUCCAAGCAAUCUAACAAAAUCUCCAGUCUUAAGAAGAAAACAAAAAAUACUAAAACACAUCAAAAUACAGACGCCAAAGUCUCUGAUGCCAUUAAAAAGUUAACAACAAAAGAUAAAAGCAUAAAAUUAAAACGAAAAAUUACUUUAGAUGAAGAUGCAUUUAUUACUUCCUGGAAAUUGGAAUUACAAUGUGAAAUAUGUCAAACUGCGUGUAAAACCUUUAGGGAUAUAAGAGCGCACUUUCGUGAACAACACAGCGACGAAAAGGCUUAUGUGACGUGUUGUCAACAAAAAUAUUAUCAUCGUUUUCAUCUAGUCGACCACUUACAGGUGCACUUAGAUCCUAAAUACUUUAAAUGCCCUAAAUGUGAGAGAUGUUGCAUAAAUCGUCGUAGCCUUGUAAAUCACAUAAAAAACAAACAUUCCACAGAUAACACGGAUCGUAAAUUCGAGUGCAAUGUUUGUCACAAAUUCUUCGCAAAAUUAGCGAUCCUACGCGAACAUGCAAGUAUACACGCCACAGGAAACAAAGACUUCGUUUGUUCUUAUUGCAAUAAAGGUUUCGUUUUGGAAUCGAAGCUGAGAAUUCACAUACGUAACGUGCACACUAAAAACAACUGCGUUUGUGAAAUUUGUGGCAAAUGGUUUCGUCAUCAAUAUGCCUUAAAAAAUCAUAUGUCAAAACAUGAUGAAAGCAGUGGCGCCAAGCUGAAGUGGCAAUGCAAUCAGUGCAAUGCUGUCUUGAGCACAAAAUUCAGUUUAGGUAGACAUAUACGUGUGGCACAUCAUGAUGGUUCCACUGCAUAUAUAUGCGCUGAAUGUGGAAAAGUUUCGUUAAACAAAGAGGCACUUCGAGCUCAUAAAAAAUAUGUGCACGAAAGUGAACGUAAAUUUAAAUGCAAUAUUUGUGAUAAAGCCUUUAAGGUAUCCGGAGUGCUUAAGGAGCAUAUGUCAACACACACUGGUCAAGAUUUAUAUCAAUGUCCCCAUUGCCCAAAAACUUUCAAAGUCAGCUCGAAUAUGCAUCAUCACCGUAAAAAAAUGCAUCCAAAAGAAUGGGCUGAAAAUCGUCAACAUCGAGCGCCACCUACUGUUAUUGAUCAAAGUCGCAUUCUUAAUGAAGUUGUGCUUUGAUUGUAAUAGAUUAUUUAUGAAUAAAACAAACGCUAUUAAAAUAUCAGGUUAAAAUUUAAUAAUUAU
This is a messenger RNA of Teleopsis dalmanni, 1727 nucleotides long. Its product is annotated as transcription factor grauzone-like. Gene Ontology annotation, biological process: regulation of transcription by RNA polymerase II. The record is from RefSeq and is a predicted model, not a curated record. Lineage: Eukaryota; Metazoa; Arthropoda; Insecta; Diptera; Diopsidae. Bases 45 to 1661 code for a protein of 538 amino acids. The transcript has 4 exons. Gene Ontology annotation, cellular component: nucleus. Gene Ontology annotation, molecular function: zinc ion binding; DNA-binding transcription factor activity, RNA polymerase II-specific; RNA polymerase II transcription regulatory region sequence-specific DNA binding.